CCUUGCAAUCCUCAGCACAAACGAUGUACGUAACCUUGCAACAGAAAUANUAUCGUUGUUCAGCAAUCGUAAAACUAGUGUUCAGCAAGCCUCCAAGGUAUAGUUUGUACAGUACAGAGCUCUGAUAUGAAAAACAUUACCCUGGUGCAGUGGAAUUGUCGUUCACUGGUGCGUAACAUGGAUGCAGCUAGGGUUCUGCUUCAAGACACUGAAGCCGAGGUAGCUGCUUUCUGUGAAACGUUCCUGGACAGUAAGUCAAUAGUUACUUUUCCUAGUCAUGAAAUCGUGUCAAGAGAUCGCAACCGCAGNGGUGGCGGCGUCGCCCUCGCUGUUGCCAAGCACAUUAAGUACCAGGUGCUCGAUGUACCUGACCUCUUGAGACUUUGUCUCCAAAACUCGGUAGAGCUUGUAGCUCUCCAACUCCUCCUUCCUAACAGUAAGUACCUGUACGUCUUCUCGGUGUAUAGCCCCCCUCGGGUCUCGUCGAGUUACACGAAGUCACAGUUCUGGCACUCCUUUUUUCAGACGUGCUCUCAGUUUCAACCGUCAAUCAUCUGUGGAGAUUUCAACGGAAAGAGCCCGUUGUGGUGCCACUCUCCACCCUAUUCUAAUUCGGAGGGGAAAGGCAUUGAAAAGGCAGUUCUCAGCUCUCAGUACAUGGUUCUUAAUGACGGCAGCCAUACCUGGAGUUCCGNCGAUCUGUCCAGUAGCUCUUCUCUGGACUUAACCAUAGUCUCGCAGAGCCUGGCCACUCAGUGUUCGUGGAGGGUGUGUGAGAGCAACUACGGGAGUGAUCACUUCCCGGUGGUCACAGUCGCGGAGCUCCUCCCCCGCCCCUCCUAGGCGGGUAACUUGGACGUUAGCGCAGCAUACGCUGGUUUGGUUAGCGUGAUCGAUGAUGCAUUGCUCCGGGCCGGGGCUGUCAGAAUAGAUAAACUGGGCGCCUCCAGGAAACCUCCUUCCCCUUGGUGGGACGCCACGUGUUCGGCAGAGUUCUCUAG
Messenger RNA from Pseudomyrmex gracilis, 1001 nucleotides. RefSeq lists its product as uncharacterized. The record is from RefSeq and is a predicted model, not a curated record. Gene Ontology annotation, molecular function: catalytic activity. The transcript has 2 exons. Bases 127 to 843 code for a protein of 238 amino acids. NCBI's taxonomy places the organism in Eukaryota, Metazoa, Arthropoda, Insecta, Hymenoptera, Formicidae.